Amorphotheca resinae ATCC 22711 is the source of this 186-nucleotide messenger RNA. RefSeq lists its product as hypothetical. Bases 1 to 186 code for a protein of 61 amino acids. The record is from RefSeq and is a predicted model, not a curated record. The transcript has a single exon. Lineage: Eukaryota; Fungi; Ascomycota; Leotiomycetes; Helotiales; Amorphothecaceae.
AUGGGGUUAAUUUGGCUAGCUGGGGGUAGUCCUGCGCAGGGUGUUGAAGAGAAGCCCGGUCAAAUGGGCGUCUUCAUCUCCUCGAUGAAGACCAAUACAGUGAGACACUCGGUCAUUGGGGAUAUCGACAAGCAGACUCAGGCAACGCUGGCAGGAGGCGGGUGGUUCAUGGAGUUUGGAAGAUAA